Molecule: messenger RNA, 1389 nt
Organism: Cladophialophora yegresii CBS 114405
Lineage: Eukaryota; Fungi; Ascomycota; Eurotiomycetes; Chaetothyriales; Herpotrichiellaceae
Exons: 1
Coding region: 1-1389 (462 amino acids)
Source: RefSeq, a predicted model, not a curated record
AUGCUUCGGUCUCUCUUCCGUAGGCCGCCUAGCGUUCGCGUGCCCGUCCAGAAUGGUACAGUCGACUUGCAAAGGGUUGCGAUAACCCGAAGAACGAGAUCGAGCCCUGUCCUUUACCGCGUAUUUACGACGGUUGCGGUCACAUAUUUUGUAGCAAGGACAAUCAACCACUUCUACCCGGACAGUGCUCAUUCCUCCAAACAAUCGGCGGGCACUGUUAAGAAUGGACAGAGACCUCAGGACCAUUCGAAAGCAUGGGGAGAACACGGGGAGAAGGCGAAUGCCGCUGUAUCACAAAACGAGCUGGAAGUUAUACACUUAAUGCUACCGAUAUGGAUUCGCCAACAGAAACCGAAGCCCUGGAAGGCGGACGACCCGACUUGGAAAUCAUUUCAAGCUCUGGCUGAUGACAAGAAACGCUUGAAAGACGUCACAGCGAGUAUCAAGAGUUCCCUGAUGAAAGCGGUUCUGAUCAAAUAUGGACGAACUCUGAUGGAACUCAGUUCAAAACAGUCGAAUGGUAGGCACAAGGUGACCUACCACGAGAGCUGGAGAUUAGCUCCUCCCCUGUACGCCCCGGCCUCAUACGAGGUUCCCUGUAUCUUCAUUCAGCCCAACGGAACAAGUUAUGGGUGGCGUCAAGUACCGCACAGUGUUGGGGAAAAGCUGGAUCGCGUAUUCCAUCCCCUUGGUUUGGCGAAAGCAUUCUACCACGGCGUAGAGGAAUUUGUCUGGGCUUCCUACCUGAUUACCAAGGCCCGACUAGUGGAUCAAAUCAAUUCAUUGACCGGGACCGAGAAACCUCCCAGCAUACCUCGCAAGACUUUGUCCGAGGACGAGAAGGCUUUGAAGCGGAUCGUAAUCGGUCGCAUGCCGGAGACCUGGAAAGAAGCCUUUCUCCCUUUCCUUCGUGGCGAGUAUGGAGAGCAUGAAUCACGGAGAGCGUAUCGUAAUCUAGUCAAGAACAUGACCUACCAAGGCGCAAUCGAGUCGGCAUGCGCUGUGUUUCAGGUUCGUUGGUUCCAAGAGCGGCAGAGGUCGAUGCAAUCGCACACGGGAAACAGUGUCUUGCUGAGGGGGAACGUUGCCUUUGUCGGUGAUAGGGGCACUCUCUUCAUGCACGUUGUAGCAGUCUACUCGCCAGAGACUGAUUCUCUCGUCGGUCAGCCUAUCAUCAAGGACACGUAUCUGUCACCAAACAUGGAGAAGUGGGUACAACAGGAGACACCCAAAGCGGCGGCCAAGGGAGCACUUUAUAAAUUUGAAGGGAAGAAGAAAGAAAAAGGAGACACCGAAGACGCCUGGAAGCAACCAUCGCAGCGAGAAGGGACGUCAAGGACAGAGAAGCCUCCAACUGAUGAGACACAAGAGGAGGAGAGAGAAAAAUAA